Molecule: messenger RNA, 2131 nt
Organism: Syzygium oleosum
Lineage: Eukaryota; Viridiplantae; Streptophyta; Magnoliopsida; Myrtales; Myrtaceae
Product: histone acetyltransferase GCN5
Exons: 13
Coding region: 199-1875 (558 amino acids)
Biological process (GO): positive regulation of transcription by RNA polymerase II; chromatin remodeling
Cellular component (GO): histone acetyltransferase complex
Molecular function (GO): protein binding; histone H3 acetyltransferase activity
Source: RefSeq, a predicted model, not a curated record
CGUUUGGAGGAGACUCUGUUCUCAUUCAUUACGGCACAUCUCCUCCUUCCCCUCUCUCUCUCUCUCUGUGCGCCCAAAACCACCUGAUAAAAACCUCGACAUCCGCUAAAUUCACCGGAGCUCAGUGAGUCGCGAACUCGCCACCGAGAUCGCCGGAGCCAACUCGAGAGAGAGAGAGAGAGAAUCAACAAGAUUCAAAUGGACAGUCACUCCUCGCACCUCGCCGCGCAGAACCGAUCGCGCGGCUCCCAAACCCCUUCCCCCUCCCACUCCGCCGCCUCCGCCUCCGCCACCUCCUCGAUCCACCUCAAGCGGAAGCUCUCCGCCGCCAACGCCAGCGCCUCCGCCGCCGACGACCACGCCCCGCCCUUCCCUCCCUCCUCCAUCUCCGCCGACACCCGCGACGGCGCCCUGACCUCCAACGACGACCUCGAGAGCAUCUCCGCCCGCGGCGGAGGGGCCGGCGACGACUCCGACGACGAUUCCGACGAGGAGGAGGAGGAGUUCGACGGCGACAACGACGGCGGGUCCUCCCUCCGCACGUUCACCGCGGCCCGGCUUGAGAACGCGGGCUCGGCCGCGGCUCGGAACACGAAGAUCAAGGCCGAGAGCAAUGCGACGGUCAAGGUCGAGAAGGAGGACUCCGCCAAGGACGGCGGUAAUGGUGCCGGUGUGGGAGCUCUGGGGCCAGCUGCUGCCUCCGGCGCCGGUUCGGGCACCGGAAUUGUGCCGAAGGAGGAUGCUGUGAAGAUAUUCACCGAGAAUAUACAGACGAGUGGGGCUUACAGUGCUAGAGAAGAGAACUUGAAAAGAGAGGAAGAAGCAGGAGGACUCAAGUUUGCGUGCCUUUCAAAUGAUGGUGUCGAUGAGCAUAUGGUUUGGUUAAUAGGAUUAAAGAAUAUCUUUGCCAGGCAACUUCCUAAUAUGCCAAAGGAGUACAUCGUGCGUCUUGUUAUGGACAGAAGCCACAAGUCAGUAAUGGUUAUCAGACGGAAUCUAGUUGUUGGUGGUAUCACUUACCGCCCAUAUGCCAGCCAAAAGUUCGGUGAGAUAGCUUUUUGUGCAAUUACGGCUGAUGAACAAGUAAAAGGUUAUGGCACGAGGCUGAUGAAUCACUUAAAACAGCACGCUCGUGACGUUGAUGGGCUAACUCAUUUUCUGACCUAUGCUGACAAUAACGCUGUUGGUUACUUCAUCAAGCAGGGUUUCACGAAAAAGAUAUACCUGGAUAAAGAUCGAUGGCACGGGUAUAUUAAAGAUUAUGAUGGAGGAAUUCUUAUGGAAUGCAAAAUUGAUCCCAAACUUCCUUAUACAGAUUUAUCAACCAUGAUUCGCCGUCAAAGGCAGGCGAUUGAUGAAAAGAUAAGGGAACUCUCUAAUUGUCAUAUUGUCUACCAGGGGAUCGAUUUCCAGAAGAAAGAUGCAGGGGUUCCCCAAAAAUCCGUCAAAGUUGAGGAAAUCGCUGGCUUGAGGGAGGCCGGGUGGACACCUGAUCAGUGGGGCCAUUCUAGGUUUAGAGGAUUGAGUGAUCAAAAGCGGUUGACUUUCUUUAUGCGCCAACUUCUGAAGGCAAUGCAUGACCAUGUUGAUGCCUGGCCAUUCAAGGAACCGGUUGAUGCUCGUGAGGUCCCAGAUUACUAUGACAUAAUUAAAGAUCCUAUGGAUUUAAAGACAAUGAGCAAGAGGGUUGAUUCAGAGCAAUAUUAUGUUACACUCGAGAUGUUCAUUGCAGAUGUCAAAAGGAUGUUUUUAAAUGCACGCACCUACAAUUCCCCUGAGACAAUUUACUACAAAUGUGCAACAAGGCUGGAAGCUCAUUUUCAGAGCAAGGUACAAUCAAAUCUUCAAUCCGGUACUGGAAAGAUUCAACAAUAGUGUUCGGUAGACUGGAGGACCCAACUUUACUUCUCUAUAUUUCAAUAUAUGGAGCUUUAGACACUUCCUCUGAUUCAUGAUUGCGCGGGGGCAAUAACUAACUCUGAUUGACCAUAGGACUGAAGGCUGAUAAUCAUAUCCUCAAGAGCUGGAAAAAUAGUUCUCCCUUUAUAUAAUGUAAUUAUGAUGCUUUUCACUUUCUAACUCUGCAAGAUGAAAUUCAACUAGAUUGUGAUAUUGAUAUCCUUUCAAGUCA